AUGGCUUCUCCGUUCACCCCGGCGGAGUUGGCAACUAUGCACCCAAAUGAUUCGAGAGUAACCGAAAUCUACUGGGUGUACAGCGUCCCAAUUGCUGCCGCCAUCCUUAGCACAGGGUUACGACUGUUUUCCAAGCACCUCGGCCGGAAUGGCAUUCACCUAGAUGACUACCUUAUCACUGUCGCGACAAUAUGUCUGAUUGGACAAUGCGCGAGUGGUUUGGGCUAUGGUCCUCCACACGGUAUGGGUAGGCAUGUCAUCUACGUCUCCGAGUACGACAAGAUGAUGGUACGAGCGGGCGACUUCGUUUUCAGUCACUUCUACGAUCUUGCACUUGUAUUCGUAAAGUUGGGCAUCCUUGCCUUCUACUGGAGGGUCUUCGUCCACCCAAUCUUCCGCAAGAUUGUCCUCGCAGCCGCUGCCUUCAUUAUUGCUUGGGGAAUUGGCAUCACGGUCACGCUGUUUUUGGUUUGUCGCCCACUCAGAGCGUAUUGGGAUCGUACCGUGGACGGCACCUGCUUGACUAUUGUCACCUUCACCUACUUCACCAACAUCUCGAACUUGAUUACCGACAUAUGGAUCUUCUUGAUGCCGGUACCCAUGAUAUGGCAACUUCAGCUGCAGGCCAAGAAAAAGCUGCUUUUGAGUCUGAUCUUCUGCAUAGGUCUUGCGACCUGCGUCGUUUCCUCUUUGCGUCUCACCGUCGUUCUCGGCCACGGCAGUCCCAAUUUCACCUGGUACUACGUCCCCCUCGGCGCAUACUCCGUCUUUGAACCCCUCGGCGGCAUCCUCUGCACCAACCUCCCCAUCAUCUGGCACAUGAUGCGCAAGCGCAAAGCCAGCCUCCCUCACUGCAACUCCGCAUCCAAAACCACAUCCUCCGGCGGCCACACGCCCACCAUUGGCUCAUCGUCCCGCCGGAGCCGCCUCGCUAUCGCACUCGGUCUCACGAGCCACGAUCGAACGCAGAACGGCAGCAGAAUGCAGACAAAUGUGGAUAAUGCAGAUACGGCGCAAGGCGACUGGGAACAGCUGGAAAGCAUGGAACAUAUUGCGCAGCCGGAUCCAAAGAUUUGGGCUACGAUUGAGGUUGAAGAAGAUGGUCCUUCAGAGCCGCUGCCUCCGGGCAUGAAGAGGACGGUUUGGAACGUGCGACGGUAG
Macroventuria anomochaeta is the source of this 1161-nucleotide messenger RNA. RefSeq lists its product as uncharacterized. The coding region runs from base 1 to 1161 and encodes 386 amino acids. NCBI's taxonomy places the organism in Eukaryota, Fungi, Ascomycota, Dothideomycetes, Pleosporales, Didymellaceae. The transcript is spliced from 4 exons. The record is from RefSeq and is a predicted model, not a curated record.